AUGUAUUACACUGAAGUUAUCGAUCAUCGUCGUAUUGCAGAAUAUAUGUUUAUGAAACGGUAUACAUUACUAAUUCAACAAUGUUUACUGAAUUGGAAAUAUUAUAUUACAGUUAAACAAGCCUUAUAUAUGAAAUCAUUACAUUUCAAAGAAUCUCUUAAGAAUAAACUUCGUCAACAAUAUCUUCAUCAAUGGUUAGAUAAUCUUCAUUAUAAAAAGUCAAUAGAAUGUUUGAUUAAUCAUUUCCAAGAAGUGAAAACUAUACAAUUCAUGAAGAAAAUAUUUGUUGCAUGGUUUAAAUGGGUUCGAACGCGUCAUACACAUCAAUUACAUACUCAAAUGAUUUUCAAUCAUGCUGUACAAUUAUUACAUAAUCUUAGAAUUCGUUUAUACUUUAUUCAUUGGAAAUCUACUCACAGGUAUUAUUCAAAUUGUCAAUUAGCGCAAAAUUUGUAUUCAAAGCAUAAGCUUAUUCAAUGUUUCAGUGCUUGGUUAACUUAUAUUCUCAUCAAGAAAAAACGAAUGAAAUUAAAGUAUAUUGCUGAUAAUUAUCGGAAUCAAAGUAUUCAAAAUUAUGUCCUAAAGUAUUGGCAUAGCAAAUUCAUUGAAGCAAAGCAUAUGCAAACAUUAAACUAUAUCGCUGUUGUUAGAUGGUCAUUAUACCUACAAGCUCGUGUAUGGCAAGGAUGGCGUUUAUGGAUUAUAAAACGUAAUGAAAAGAAAAGUAAACGUGUUAUUGCUAUGCAACGUUUUAUUCAACAUAGAACUGUAGAUGCUUUACGCUUAUGGAUAUCAAUGGGCUUAUAUCGACGUCAUGAAAGACACUUGGAAUAUUGUUCUAAAUUUUGGAACAAUAAUUCACGUGUUUUCAAUUUAAUCCUGAAUAUCACUACACAUUGGUAUUGGUGGACAUUAUCACGAAUGGAUUAUAAGCGAUCAAAUGAAAACAAAUCUACUUUAUGUUGUCAAGAAGAGAUUUCUUCACUAACUCAUAACUAUAAUCGUUUGGAUAAAUGUUUACAAUUCAUCAAUAAUAUUCAUAUAACGCAUAAUGGUGAUAUAAUGUUUGGUCUGAGGAAUCAUCAUCAACUAACACCUCCGCGUUAUCCUGAUUUUAUCCUAUCAGAAUUACAAUCAUUGCAAUUCACUGAUCAGUUUUUGCCUAUAUCAACUGAUAUAGGUGAAUCGGAUAAACAGAUGCAUUACGAAACGUUGAAUCCUGAUGAAAUACGGUGUUCUACUCCUAUAUGUUUGAGUAGAUUGAGAGUUCAAGAUAUCAACUUAUAUAUAAAUUCACUUGAAGAGAAAAUUUACAACUAUAAAAUGAUGAAAUCAAUGUAUACAAUAAUGAGGAAACGGUUUCAUUUAGAGGAUAGACAUAGGAAUGAAGUAAACAAUAAUGAUGAGAAGGUUAUAUCCUUACGAAAACGUAUUAAAGAAGAAAAAGCUGAAUGCAUUUCACUUAUCAAAGAGUUACGUCUUCUCUUCAAACACCAACAUCAUCAACAACCUUAUCAAUAUGUAACCUAA
This is a messenger RNA of Heterobilharzia americana, 1530 nucleotides long. The record is from the annotation of a GenBank genome assembly. NCBI's taxonomy places the organism in Eukaryota, Metazoa, Platyhelminthes, Trematoda, Strigeidida, Schistosomatidae.